Molecule: messenger RNA, 3939 nt
Organism: Epinephelus moara (kelp grouper)
Lineage: Eukaryota; Metazoa; Chordata; Actinopteri; Perciformes; Serranidae
Gene: sost
Product: sclerostin
Exons: 2
Coding region: 146-823 (225 amino acids)
Biological process (GO): negative regulation of Wnt signaling pathway; ossification; negative regulation of BMP signaling pathway
Molecular function (GO): BMP binding
Source: RefSeq, a predicted model, not a curated record
GCGUGCGCCUCGUGCACAGAGGGAGGACCUCACCAACUUAUCCAGGCGGGCAUCUCAGUCUCUGUCUCCUUAUCGCGUGAGUCUUUCUAACCCUCCUCGCGCGUCUCUGACUUCAUUUCCACGCGGACACACACGGACCGACAGCAUGCAGGUGUCUGUGGCGCUGCUCGUCUCCAGCUCGGUGCUGCUGCUGCUCCAGGGAUGCUGCACCGCCGUCAGGGGCUGGAGGGUACUAAAGAACGGGGGCACGGAGAUCUUACCGGAGUACAGGGAGAAUACUCGGACACCUCACGAGACGGUACUACCGGCGUCUAACGGCGGCAACAACAACAACAACAACAACAGCAACAGCAACAGUAUGAACAACAGGGCGAAGAGCGGCGGCAGGACGGCCAACACUGUCUCCUACAGUGCCUCGGAGCUGAGCUGUCGGGAGCUGCGCUCCACCCGUUACAUCACCGACGGGUCUUGCCGCAGUGCCAAGCCUGUGAAGGAGCUGGUGUGUUCGGGCCAGUGCAUGCCGGCACACCUCAUGCCGAACUCCAUCGGCCGCGGCAAGUGGUGGAGGGGCAACGCUUCGGACUACCGCUGCAUCCCGGCCCACUCCCGGACAAGGAGGGUCCAGCUGCAGUGUCCCAACGGCAACACUCGGACUUACAAAAUCCGCGUGGUCACCUCCUGCAAGUGCAAGCGCUUCAGGCCCCACCACAACCAAUCAGAGGCUAAGGAGGUCCCCAAGACGCAACGCAACAAGAAGCACAGUCGUUUGUCUCAGGACCGGAGCAAGAACAACACGCCGACACUGACGGGCAACUCGUACUGAUGCUCCUCGCCAGCAUCAGAAGGACAAACACCAAAGCACACUCACACACACGUUACACAACACAACAUAUCUCCUCCAGAUAGGGAGGAGAUGCAAAAGAAAUUUCAAAGAGAGCGAAUGCAUAAGCUAAUUGCUGGGCUGGUUUUAAGUCAUCAGUCUUUUCUUUUUCAGCCUCUUGUCAGCAUAUUUGUGAACGUUGCUGCUUAUUUGCAUGACAGAAUGAGUCCGCGCCGGGGGCUCGCCACAACUGUGACUGGUCAGGAGAUGUAGCACCGUGUUGGAUCAUAUGAAACAAGUAUCUGAUCACCCCAGCAGCUCCAAACCUCCCAGGGCUCGUCCUCCACGCAAACAGAUUUCAUUUAAUGAGAAGACCUCCCCGAGGCUUCGAGCCCAUCUGUACAAACAUCCAGCGGAUGCAGAGCUACGCCACAGCACAGCCCCUGUUUAAAGCUGAAAAGGUGUAUCUUCGCUCCAGAGUGGUUGUAAUCCAUCUCCUUUUGGCUGUGUGUGUGUGUGUGGAGGAGAUGGUGGCAGCUCUGGGGGCUCUGACGGUGGGAUGUUGACAAGGUUUUGAGAGGGCCCUGGCCUGCGCGGCGGUCCAGGCAGCUCUCUGACAGCCCACUAAAGGCCUCACUCAUCAGGACAGCCCCACAGCACUCCCCACGCUGCUGCAGCCCCAACCAGGCCUGUCAGUUACAGCAGUUCCCACGACUAGAUACAAAGAGUCAGGAGAGACAGAGAAAUGGAGCGGAGAAGCAGUUUUGACACCACGGGGGCACUGGACAUUCCUGUGACUCCUCUUAAUUACUAAAUGAGCUCAUUCCUGUGCUAUUUGAGUCAUAAAAAGCCAUUUCCUCUAAACAGUUCCUGUUUGCUGGACAGAAAAAAAGUGCACAUGUGUGUAGGAGGCAUCCGAAAAUUGAGCGUGGUUGUGUUGUUACCUAGGGGCAAAGCGUUCCUCCAGCACGCCCACACCGGAAUUCUUUUGUAACGGGCCAAACAGAGCAGCGAUCAACCAUCCACUGCCAGAAUCCAUCCGUUGUGUUUGAGACACUUCCACUCCCUCUCUGCUCCCAGUCUGUAAAUAGCUCAAACAGGAAACAUAGGAAUAAUAAUAACAUAAUGGAAACAGUUUUUAUCAUUGUAUUGACUGAAUCUGGCCCCGCCGCAGACAACACAACCUCCUUCCUCAGCUAUGGGACUGUAUACUUCAUGAAGAAUACCCACGAUGUUUCCGCAUAUUGUCCCUCGUUUUUUCUGCUCAUAUUGCUUCCUGAUUAUUGUUUUUGGUUGUCUAAACUGUACUGACAAUGUUUGCAUCUUUUCCCGAUUGUAUGAUUUGAAAUAGCAACUGGAAGAGGUUUGUCGUGGAAGCUGCAACCCAGUGGCCUGAACAAAUGUUGGCAUAGUACGUUUCUGCAAACCAUGGACACGUUACACAUUUGUACGUCAUUAUGUAGAGGAUAUAUUGAAACUUUACGUGUCUUCAAGAACGCUGUGGUCAGAGUGUGGUUAUAUUUAGGCACAAAAACACCUUGGUUAUGGAGAAGAUCAUGUUUUGGCUUGAAAUACCACAAUCCUGGCAGAGAAGGCAGCAAUGUUUCGGUAAAAAACAACCAAUUUUCGUAGCACUAUCCCCACUGGAAAUGCAGUGAUGUAAUGGUAAAACACAACCAUUUCUCAUGGCACUAUCCCGGCUAGAAACACAGCGAUGACAACCGCAUUUUGUGGCACUAUCCCAGUAGGAAACGCUGUGAUGUCUCCGUAAUAAACAACUGCUUUGGUCGUGCUAUCUCUGCAGGAAACUUGGUGAAACAAAUGCUUUUUGUUGCACCAUCCCAGCUUGAAAUGCAGCAAUGUCUCCACUUUUUGUGGCUCUAUCCCAACUAGAAAUGCAGCGAUGUCAUGGUUAAAAAACAACUGCUUUUCAUGCCACUAUCUUGGCAGGAAACGCAGCGAUGACCUGGUAAAAACAAGUAAUUUUUUUUCAUUGUCCAGGUAGAAAUGCAGCAAUGUCUAGGUAAAAAAAACUUUUGCUUUUUGUGGCUCUAUCCUGGCAAGAACUGUGGUGAUGUUUUGGUAAGAAAUACCCACUUUUUGUGGCACAAUUCCAGCAGGAAAUGUGGGGAUUUCUUCAACUGGCACGAUCCUGGCUAGAAAUGCAGGGAUGUCAUGGUAUAAAACAACUGCUUUUUGUGGCAGGAUCUUAGCAGUAAACCGUGAAAUCUCUGUAAAAAACAGCUGCUUUGGUAGCACUGUCCCAGCAGGCAAUGCGGCAAUUUCUCGGUAAUAAACAACCACUUUCCGUGGCACUAUACACGCUUGAAAUGCAGCAGUGUCUCGGUAAAAAACUUGCGCAUUUUGUGGCUCUAUCCUGGCAAGAGCUGCGGUGAUGUUUUGGAAAAAAACAACCAUUUUUCGUAGCACAAUCCCGACUAGAAACGCAGCAAUGUCACACUAAAAAAAGCUGCUUUUCACGGCACUAUACCGGCAGGAAACGCGGUGAUGUCUAGGAAAUAAACAACCACUUUCCAUGGCACUAUGAAAAAACAAUAACAGAUUGUUAAAAAAACAUGUUUGGUGGCUAAAAAGCAGCUGGAAACACAGCAAAGUCUCAAUAAAGCACAAUCUGUCUCAUGUUUGUUGGUCUCUAACGGUUGUCUACAGUUUGGCAGUCGUCUCGCCUCCAUCCCCUCCACCUACCGAUGACAAAGUCAUCAUAUACUACGUCAGAGAUGUUGAUACGAUACAUAUAAAACGUACAAAUGUAACAUGUGGAUUGCAGAAAUGUACAGUGCCAACAUUUCCCGUGGCGGCUGGGCUGUACACUGAGAGCUGUGAUUGUACAUAUCAUACCUGUGUGGUUCCACUGCAGCGGCGCCCUCACCUGACGGGGUGUUUAAAGAGACGCAGGGAGGGGCCGGGUUGUUUCCUGCAGACACAAAAGAAGGACUGUUAUAAAGAAUGAACUGCAUAUUUAUUUUUUAUUUCCACAUUUAAAUUAUUUAUGCAACCUUUUGUAGUAAAUGAUAGCCAUUAUUGUCAUAUAGUAUGAUAGAGACUGUGGAGAAUGAGAAACUGUACAGAACAUGAAUAAAGUAAAGGCAGAUAUAUUU